AUGAGUCGUACGCCUCGAAAUGAGGAUAUUGCUCUAAUGGAUGUUAAUCCUCUGGAUAAUCGAAUCCCAACAACUGAUCAAGCCGUGCAAAGUCCACCAGAAGCAAAUUCUACCAACAGCUUUUUCUGCCGCUGUGGCUUGCCGCAGGUUUGUACUAAGACGCGUGAGAAUUGAUCACUACGCGGAACAGUUGCACAACGUGUCUUAUCACUAGAGCCCAUUCCGUCCCCUAUCGUCACGUUUUUUUAUUAACUUAUGAGCUUAAAAUCCCUCGCUUCGGGACGCGCAGCAUUCUUACGAAUACCGGAGUGGUCCCUAUAGGAACUGAGAGUGAAAACACUCCCUGUAAGAAAAAAAAAUUGCAACGCUAAACGUGCUGAAAUAUAAACCAAAGCUGUUUCACGGCUGACUUGAGCCAUUGAAAAAAGGGUCCUCACACCGUAAUGCAUAAGAGAGUGCGUGGCUCGUGGAGAGCCCAAACAGGCAACGCCUCCCUUAGCGUCCAAGCUAUAGUCAGUUCAGAUUUCUAAUGUCAAGCAGCUAACUCCGCCCCCAAGGCUACAAUAUCUUUCGCGUCAAUAUUUAUCUAGAGAUGAUCAUGAACCUUCAAUCGGGCUGCAUUUUUUGACUUCGUUUUCUAUCUUUCAGAUCAAAAAAGAACAAAAAUCGUCCCAAUAUUGACGCGAAUGAUAUUGUAGCCUUGGGGGUGAAGUUAGCUGCUUGACAUUUGAAAUCUGAACAGACUAUAGCCGUGAAUCAGCUAUAGGACUUUCCGAUGCUAGAGCAAGUAAAAUCUUGUGACAGAUCUUGUUAGCGUGCCAUAAGUUUUCAAGUCCCUGAAGCAACGCCUUUUUUCCAUAUUUUACGAACUUAAAGAGGUCAGAACUCGAAAAAAAAAAAGCCCUAUCGCGCAAAAGAGAAUUUUUCUGGGAUAAGGAUUUUCUCAAAAACACUAGUGUUUUUGAGAAAAUGCACUGUUACAAACAAAGUUUCAAUAAAGUUUUUAAACGGGACCUGAAAAAUUUUUUCAUAUGAAACAAACCUAGAAAGAUAAUAUUGAUCAGCCCCGCCUCGAACCUACUUCGUCUCAUUUCUCUCUUUCUUUUAAAAACCAGUUCAGUUCUUCAAAAACCGGAAAAAAAGACCUCGUCAAACAAUUCUUCUUUUCAGGUCGCCAUUUUGGUUCUUCUGAUCUUUUUGAUUGGUCUGAUUUUUGUUUAUCUGAUUUAUCCGGCUCGUCAGCCUACUUCGCUUCCUUUUUCGUCCUCUACUUCGCUUCCUGCGACGGAUCAAAGUACACACUCACACUCAGAAGACGACGAAUGGAUAGAAGAUGAGCCCUACAGACACAUUUGCAUCGAUUAUCAAUGGCACGAAAUCAACUACCAAUGCAAGAAGUUCUACAACUCCACGCCUCGCUGCGAUUUGACUGGUUCGUUUUCGAAUUUUUUUUUUCCGAAUUUAACGACUACUGUUCUAGCUGACGAGGACACGCUAUUGCUGAAGGAGCUCCAAGCAUGUUGCGAGGACGACGAAAACUGUUGGCCCCGAGAAAUGGACAAGUACUGCUGCCAUGAAAAACCGUGUGACCAUCAUAAAUGCAGAAACCCAGUGAGUUAUCUUUCUCAGAGUUUGAUCUUUAAAAGAAACUAUUCUAAAAACAACGAAGUUGUAUUCAUUGUAGAUGCCAGCGAAUGGAACCAGUCUUGUUGCCGGGGCGAUCCUGAAGAUACAGUUAAAGCACGAAGAGGAAAGAGAAGGAGAAGGGAUCUUCAGCAGAAAAAUCUUCACGCAAAAGCAGAAAAAACUGAUUAUCAAGUUGCACAAGGUUUUGAACACCAAGGACUUCACCCUGGUGCGCGAAAUCAUGGAUGACAGCACUUUGAUCAUCUACAACGACGAAGUUGUUCGAUCGCCGAGUUAGUUAUAAAUCUCCUUAUUCUUUUGGCGAACCAUUUUCACCCUUUUUAAAACAAAAUGCAAAAUUUUCAGUGAAGUUAACCGACUUUUUGGACUUGAGCACGGUGAAAGAAAAUAGAAUACACGUUAGUUUUCCGAAAAAGUUCCAAAAGAGUCGUGAAUUUUCAGUUUUUGAUCGAUGGCGUUGAAAAAUUAUCGCAACAAGAGCACGCGGCUGUCGAUUUCACAGGAUUCAUGUGCACUUACCUUCCUCUUUGCUCCGAGUUUCAAGUAACCUUCAAAUGGGUAAAGUUAUCGCACAAAUCAUCCCAAAUCAUCGACGAAUUCUGCAGAGUCCAAAGAGGAACGACUACUUCGUUAGCAAAUUUGAAAACAAAAAAACCGUCGUGAAGCCGAGUAUCGACGAUUACCCAUAUUGGGGCGGAGAGCGACAUAAGUCCCGUCGAGCCUGA
Molecule: messenger RNA, 2372 nt
Organism: Caenorhabditis auriculariae
Lineage: Eukaryota; Metazoa; Nematoda; Chromadorea; Rhabditida; Rhabditidae
Source: the annotation of a GenBank genome assembly